Microplitis demolitor is the source of this 267-nucleotide messenger RNA. Its product is annotated as GATA zinc finger domain-containing protein 15-like. NCBI's taxonomy places the organism in Eukaryota, Metazoa, Arthropoda, Insecta, Hymenoptera, Braconidae. The record is from RefSeq and is a predicted model, not a curated record. The annotation marks the transcript as partial. The transcript has a single exon.
AACAACAACAACAACAACAACAACAACAACAACAACAACAACAACAACAACAACAACAACAACAACAACAACAACAACAACAACAACAACAACAACAACAACAACAACAACAACAACAACAACAACAACAACAACAACAACAACAACAACAACAACAACAACAACAACAACAACAACAACAACAACAACAACAACAACAACAACAACAACAACAACAACAACAACAACAACAACAACAACAACAACAACAACAACAACAACAACAAC